Messenger RNA from Uncinocarpus reesii 1704, 3567 nucleotides. RefSeq lists its product as uncharacterized. Gene Ontology annotation, cellular component: cytoplasm. Lineage: Eukaryota; Fungi; Ascomycota; Eurotiomycetes; Onygenales; Onygenaceae. The coding region runs from base 1 to 3567 and encodes 1188 amino acids. The record is from RefSeq and is a predicted model, not a curated record. The transcript is spliced from 11 exons. Gene Ontology annotation, molecular function: protein binding.
AUGUCUCAAGAAAACGGAGCAGAUACUGACUGGGAACGCUAUAAGGCGGAGAUUACCCAACUAUACCUCCGUGAAGGGAAGAAAGGAAAACCUCUCCACGUAGUCAAGGCUCACAUGGAAAGGAACAACCAAUAUUAUGCCCAGUUUAAAAAAUGGAAUAUCAAAAAGCGACGAACCGGUGAUGACUGGAAGUUCGUAUUCGGGCGCGUACAAAAACGGAAGCUUGAAGGGUUAGAGAGUGAUGUUUACAUGGAUGGAUCCCUCGUUCCUGAAAAGAAGCUGAGAAAGGAAAUCGCGCGUCACGUUCCUCUCAGCUAUGCGUAUACAUGUGGCUCAGAACCGCAGACCCCUGAAGGCGUCCUAGUCUGCAACCCUGGUGCGAACGAUUUCUCCUUGGAUCAUGGAUGUGAAGUCCUGAAUGAAAUUUCAGUUGGCUCACCUGUUGUUGUCUACUCGGGUGCCUCGCAGGGGUUGACAAGCCUCCCUUGCUUUCAAUUUCAGAAUCUGUUCCACAGUUGGUUUGACUCGAAAAUGCGGCGCGUGUGGGGUUCUCCGACUUCAUUUUUCGGUCUUGACAGUACAUUACUUCCAGACAGGGACCCAGUGGGCUUCAUAUCACCCAGUACGAUUGACUCCGGCGCAAGACCAGUUAAGGUCUUUGAUUUUAUGCCUGAACAGCCGAUACUAGAAGCCAGACAGCUGCUUUUAAAUUGUCUAAAGGAACAUAGCAACUCUGAGCUCACUGCUGAUGAUGCCGAUACUAUCGCAUUAUCUCUAGAAUCUGUUAUGAUUGAACAGGCCAACGGGGACCUUACGCGAGAUGCUUUUGGACGCCGGAGCAAAAUCCUUAAUGGCCUAGAAAGCGGGAACCCUCCACUUCAGGAAUAUGCCAUCAGAAGCAAUCGACCUGAUGUCGUGAAAUUCCUAUUAGAUGCGAGAGCAGACCCCAAUUGCUUUUCUCCACGUGAAACCCCCACACCUUUACAAAUGGCAUGCAUGCUGGAAACUUCAGAGCUGGUGGAGAUGUUAAUUAGUGCUGGUGCGAAGGUGAACGCUGUUUCUCAGGAUGGAACUGACGAAGCCGGCAACUUUGGUGACAACGAGGUCAUUUUUGACUUUGAAUUCGACAGAAUCAUGCUCUCUCAAACGCCACUCCACAUUGCUGCGGACCAUGAAAAUUGGGAAGCAGUACAAGUGCUAUUGAAAGAAGGGGCGGACGUUGACUUAACGAUCCCGAAAUCUUUACUAGAUUCGCUAUUGUACAAGAAAGGUCACUUCGGCAACCCCCCUGUGUUCUCCCCGUUGCAAGCUGCUGUGAGAGCAAAUAAUCUUACCAUGGUAGGUUUGCUUCUGAGUGUGGGUGCCCAUAUCGAUGCAAGGCUACUGAAGGACUACGGCCAUACUGCACUCCAGAUUGCUGUCUUGACUGAGAAUGACGGAUUGGUUCGCGUUUUGUUGCAGAAUGGGGCAGACAUCAAUGCCUCUGCUGGACGGUUGUAUGGCUACACUGCUCUUCAAGCUGCAGCAGAGUACCACAACAACACAGAGCUGUUGACUUUUCUGCUCCAGGAGAAAGCCAAUGUGAAUGCCGGCAACCAAGAAGGCCACACCGCGUUACAGGUUGCAGCAGGGAGGGGCAAUGUGGAGGGAGUCCAAAUCCUCCUUGCAGCAGGCGCAGAUGUUAAUGCGUACCCUUGCCCCAAGGAUGGGAAAACGGCCCUGCAAGCGGCCAUAACCUGUGGUGUCCAGGCUACGGCUCUCGAGAUAGUGAAAAUUUUGCUGAAGAAAAAAGCAGAUGUUAAUGCUGCACCAAGCUACGGUGGCUUUAACGCGCUUCAAUUAGCGGCUAGACAUGGAAACCUGGAGAUCGUUGAGCUCCUCCUUAAUGCCGGCGCCGUUCCUGAUUCUACAGCCCUUUCACAGGCAGUAUUCAGCGGCAGUAUUGCUACAGUAACCGCUUUGCUUUUGAAGGGUGCUGAUCCUAACAAUUUAGCGGCUGUCAACAGUUGCGGAACCUACAGAACCCAAUGGACCCCACUCCAGGAAGCAGCUAGGAUUGGGAAUAUUGACUUAAUUCGGCUACUACUUACCUGCGAAGCCGAUGUUAACGCGCCAGCAUCCUGGGAAGGUGGCCGAACAGCGUUGCAAGCUGCAGCGGAGCACGGAUCAUUGCAAGUGGUAGAGGAACUUAUUGAGGCAGGCGCCAAUAUAAAUGCCUCAGCAGCUUCAACCGACGGGGUGACUGCUCUUGAAGCUGCAGUACGAAAAAAUGAUAGCAAGCUUACCAGAUUUUUACUUGACCACGGCGCCACUCUUGCCAUUGCUGACGAAACGCCAGAAAUGGGGAUUCUCAACAUCGUAACGAAAACAUGGAGCAUUGACGAAUAUUUGGCCGAAAUGCUGAUUAAGGCGGGUGCGGAUGUUAACCCGAGCAUAGGUCACGGCCAGAAACUUGAGGCCGAGGAGGUAGCUGUUUAUGAUGUUGCUAGCAGGGGCAGCUUCAGCCUUAUGCAGAUGCUUUUGAUGCAAGGUGCAAAUGUUAAUAUCCGUUUAAAGAGCCGAUGGGGCCCGGCUACCGCACUUCAAGCAGCAGUUCAAAGGCAACAUGUCGAUAUCAUUCAAGCCCUACUUGAUCGAAGCGCCGACGUCAAUGAGCCCGCGAACACAAAUUCCGGAGGCACUGCCCUACAAUACGCGGUGCUCAGCGGCAACAUUGGCAUCGCUCAACUUCUACUAAAGUACGGCGCAGAUGUCAAUGCCCCGGGGAGCCCUAAAAAUGGAAGGACAGCACUUCAGGCGGCAGCAGGUAAAGGGCACAUAGGGCUCGUAAACCUCCUGCUCCAACACCGUGCCAAUGUCAAUGCCCCAGCCUGUGAAGAUGGUGGAGUUACAGCUCUCCAGGGAGCGGCCACUGCGGGGAAUAUCCGGAUCGUUUUGAUGCUACUGGCGGCGGGCGCUGACGUUGAUGGCGCUCCAGCAAUGGUGAAUGGACGAACAGCUAUUGAGGGAGCAGCUGAGCACGGGCGGUUGGACGCGCUACAUAUCUUGCUGAAUUACCACCCAGACACUGAGGACCUUGGAUUGAAAAAGAAGAGAGCUGCAAGGCUGGCUAUCCAAAACGGCCAUUUUGCCAUUGCCAGGUUGGGGGAUUUGACACGGGAGAUAUUGGCUUUUACUCAGAAAUCUGCCGUCGUUCUUCGAGUACAUGUACUGGAAAAGCAACAUAUUUGGAUCAGCGUAUCAAAUGGGUAUGCCAUUGCGCUUCAGGAAGCAAGAUAUAUGCCUACGUGGGCCAUCAUGAGGAGGCUGAGCCAGGGACGACGGGCGGAUGUUCUGGUUUCCCCCAAUCAAAUGGACUGCGACUCGAAAAUUCGAAGUCAGCCAGAGGGAAAGAGGAAACUAGCUGCAGAGCUGGAGCUAGGCCGGGUUCACACUAGACACGGGACCCUUUGUUUUAAAACACACGCCGUGGUAUAUAUUGCUGUUGCCCGGUGGUACAAUGGUGUGGAUGGCAAACCGGGUUUUAGCAACGACAGCGCUCGAGGUUCCAUUGCCGUGAAGCAAUAA